This is a messenger RNA of Jatropha curcas, 1747 nucleotides long. Its product is annotated as UDP-glycosyltransferase 90A1. NCBI's taxonomy places the organism in Eukaryota, Viridiplantae, Streptophyta, Magnoliopsida, Malpighiales, Euphorbiaceae. The record is from RefSeq and is a predicted model, not a curated record. Gene Ontology annotation, molecular function: UDP-glucosyltransferase activity.
GUUUAGGGAGAAGUCCCCACAAACUCUUCAUUUUGAUCAGCCUGCAGGCUCUCCACUCUCAUCUUUUAUCUUUCUUACAGCCACUCCCCACAAACUCUGUGCACAUCGAAGUAAAUCACAUAUCUUUAUCUAAUUAUUAACCAAAUAGGCUAGACAAGUGCAAAAACUCUGAGACAAGAAGAAGAUGGAUAGUUACACAUCCAGCUAUUCACAAUUUCAUGUCAUUUUAUUCCCUUUCAUGUCAAAAGGGCACACCAUCCCAAUCCUUCACCUAGCUCACCUCCUUCUCCGCCGCCGCAGCAGCAUUGCUAUCACCAUCUUUACCACUCCGGCAAACCACUCUUUCAUUGCUGAUUCUCUUGCAGGAACUAGUUCAAGAAUUGUUAUCCUAAACUUCCCUAAAAAUAUCCCUCAAGUCCCUUCCGGCAUUGAGAGCACCGAUAAGCUCCCUUCCAUGACUCUCUUUCCUUCAUUUGCUUUAGCCACUAAGCUUAUGCAACCAGAAUUUGAGGAUGCCCUUGAAAGUCUUCAACAAGUGAACUUCAUGGUUUCGGACGGUUUUCUAUGGUGGACUUUAGAGUCUGCAACUAAAUAUGGCUUUCCAAGAUUGGUUUUUUAUGGUAUGUCUAAUUACUCUGUUUCAUUGUCAAGAGCUAUUCGAGAAGAUAUGCUUCGUCUUAAGCUGGAGUCAGAUGAGGAAUUAAUCACAGUAACUCGAUUUCCAUGGAUUAAGGUAAGUAGAAGUGAGUUUAAGUCAACUGUUCCACAGGAUGAACUACAGUUGGAGUUUAUGGUGAAGGCAAUAACAGCAUCAAAGAGUAGUUAUGGUUAUAUAGUUAAUAGUAUUUAUGAGCUUGAACCAGUUUUUGUGGAUUACUUCAAUGAUCAAGGCGGACCAAUGGCUUGGUGUGUUGGACCCCUGUGUUUAGCCAAGCCAUCAAUGGCUGAAUCUGUAUUUCAUGAGAAACCCACUUGGAAUCAAUGGUUAGAUAAAAAAUUAGAGCGAGAAAGUUCAGUUUUAUAUGUUGCAUUUGGGUCUCAAGUUGAGAUUUCAGAAGACCAACUUAAAGAGAUUGCGAUUGGGUUGGAGAAAUCUCAAGUAAAUUUUUUGUGGGUUAUAAGAAAAAAAGAAAUAGAACUAAGUGAUGGAUUUGAUUUUGAAGAGAGGGUUAAAGAUAGAGGGAUUAUAGUGAGAGAUUGGGUUAAUCAAAGAGAGAUAAUACAGCACAAGAGUAUUAAAGGGUUUUUGAGUCAUUGCGGAUGGAAUUCUGUUUUGGAGAGUAUAUGUGCAGGAGUGCCAAUCCUUGCAUGGCCUAUGAUGGCAGAGCAACCUUUUAAUGCAAAAAUGGUGGUGGAGGAAAUAAAAGUAGGGUUAAGAGUACAUACAUGUGAUGGGUCAGUAGAAGGCUUUGUGAAGAGAGAAGUAUUGGAGAAGAAGGUGAAAGGGUUGAUGGAGGGGGAAAAGGGAAAGGAAGUGAGGAAGAAGGCGAAGGAAUAUGCAGAGAUGGCAAAGAAAGCUAUGGAAGAAGGGACUGGGUCUUCAUGGCGCACGUUAGACAAGCUUAUAGAUGAGACAUGGAGAAAAUAGAAACAAGAGGUUUGGGAUGUCAGAAAACUUGCGAUCUAGUGCUAGAAAAGACAAUGGUAAUGGUAUAGGAUUAUGACUUGGUACAGCAUAUAUGAUUUAUGCUUUUAAGAUUCUUCUUUGUAAUAGUUUAGUGUUUGUUUAUAAAUCCACCUUAGGAAA